CCGUCAUCAUCCGGGUCCUUCUGUGCGGUGCAGCAGGUCGGUAGGCGGGAAAUGGCGACUGGCCGCUGCCGGGGCUGCUGAGUGGCUACGGAGCCCGCGGCGGCGGCGCCGCUGCUGCUGCUGCUGUUUCUUCGUGCGACCAGCGCGGGGGCCGGCCUUGCCCUGCCGCCUGGGAGCCGGACACCGAGCGGCGGAGGGACGGCCUGACGGGCGGACGGAGAAGGCAGGGACCUCCGCCGCCGCCGCCGCCUCCCCCUCAGCGCCUCACAGUUUUACAUGUGAUACCAACAAAAAUGAGGCUGAGAACGCGGAAAGCUUCUCAGCAGUCAAAUCAAAAUCACACCCAGCGUGCGCUGAGAGUAAAGAGGAAAUACUCAGACGUAGAAGAGAGCUUACCUGUUGGGGGAGGAAAACCUCAGAAAAAUGAAACUGGCUUAUUAUCGUCAAUCAAAAAGUUUAUUAAAGGUAGCACCCCAAAGGAUGAAAGGGAACAUCCUGCAAAGAGGAGUAGAAUUGAACGUGAUAUUGAUGACAACCUGAUUACAUCAACUCCUCGAACAGGAGAAAAGCCUAACAAACAGAUCUCUCGAGUUAGGCGGAAAAGUCAAGUGAAUGGAGAAGCUGGCAAUUAUGAAAUGACAAACCAGCACGUUAGGCAAAAUGGAAAAUUGGAAGAUAAUCCCACGACCGGCAGCCCUCCACGGACUACUUUACUGGGGACCAUAUUUUCUCCUGUGUUCAAUUUUUUCUCACCAGCAAGUAAAAAUGGGACAGCCGGCUCAGACUCUCCAGGGCAAGCGGUUGAAGCCGAGGAAAUAGUGAAGCAGCUGGAUAUGGAACAGGUGGAUGAGAUUAUCACUAGCACUGCAGCUUCAGCCAAUGGAGCAUCCUACCAAGCAGUGCAGGUCAGAUCAACGGUCAACAAUGGCUUGGAGGAAGUAGAGGAUGUGACUGAUCGUGACCUGCCUCCUCUCACUGCACCAGUAUCUCCAGACAGUGGUUACUCGUCAGCUCAUGCAGAAGCCACCUAUGAAGAAGACUGGGAAGUUUUUGAUCCGUACUACUUCAUCAAACACGUUCCACCGCUAACAGAAGAACAACUUAACCGGAAGCCUGCUCUUCCGUUGAAAACGAGAAGCACACCAGAGUUCUCUUUAGUUCUAGACUUGGAUGAAACACUAGUCCACUGUAGUCUAAAUGAGUUGGAAGAUGCUGCACUCACAUUUCCAGUCCUUUUCCAAGAUGUCAUUUACCAGGUUUAUGUGCGAUUAAGACCAUUCUUCAGAGAAUUUUUGGAACGUAUGUCCCAAAUCUAUGAGAUCAUUCUUUUUACUGCUUCAAAGAAGGUGUAUGCAGACAAACUGCUGAACAUACUAGACCCUAAAAAGCAACUGGUGAGGCAUCGACUUUUCCGUGAGCAUUGUGUGUGUGUACAAGGAAACUACAUAAAGGAUUUAAAUAUCCUUGGUAGAGAUCUCUCAAAAACUAUCAUUAUUGACAACUCACCACAAGCCUUUGCCUAUCAGCUUUCAAAUGGAAUUCCUAUAGAGAGCUGGUUCAUGGAUAAAAACGACAAUGAACUCCUAAAAUUGAUUCCUUUUCUGGAGAAACUCGUAGAGCUGAAUGAAGAUGUUCGACCUCACAUCAGAGACAGAUUUCGCUUGCACGACUUGUUACCCCCUGACUAAACAGCAACCCCUUGUCAGAUAGCUGAAGAAGAAAAUGCAGGACCCUUUUUUUUUUCUUUUUGGACUAAAACAAAAACAUUGCCAUUACUGUUGAAAUUUUUGCAUUUUUGUACCCUAUCUCGCUUUUCUUAUCUCUGGUGCCCAACAAUAAUUGAGGGUUGCAGAAGAACUUUAAUAUAAUAUUCGCCAAACGGAAUCCAUGCAGUGCAACACAGGAGGGGGAGGGUAGGACGGAAGAGUCUUUAGAACUAGUGCAACUCCAGUUUUUUUUUAUGUACAGGACAUCUGCCGUUUUUAAAGAAUUCUGUUUCUGCCACCAGCAGUUUGACCUAUAAAAACACAGGAUUUUAUGAAAUAACAGAGAUUGAAAACGGACUCCUCUUUUCUCUCUGUUUGGUGCUCUCUCUAAGUGGGUUCGUUGCCACUUUGUGUUAUUUUUAAGAUUCUCAUUUCAACAGGAAUGGCCAGUAAAUGUUUUUUUUCCUGUUAAGGUUUAUAACCUUUUUACAUUUUUGACCUGUAUUAGAUUUUAGAAUUUCAUUAUGCAUUCCUUUUAGUUGAGGCGGCUUCAUAGUUUUUCUGGGAAUAGCCAAGUUUUAUUAGUUUUUUAUUAUACGAUUGAAUGGCCAUUUUCCUGCUUUGACUGCCUGCAUACUGUAUAUUUGUUUAAAAAUAUUACCUAGUUUUAUUCCAUGUAAGUUUCAUUUAGAAAUCUACGUUUAAAUAUAUAUUUUUUGUUUCUGUAAUAUUCUACUGUAGUGGAAAUCUUUUCAAAAAAUCAAGAGACUGGCUAGAUACGAAGAAAUAUAAGAAUUACUAAUAUUCAGAAUAUUUAAACCAUUGUGAUGGCAUGUACUCUGGACAGAUGAUCUCUUACGGUGGUGCACGCAGCUAAUGGACAAGGAUCAAUACCUCAGAGUCUACUGUGCAUAAUAUGAGUCCCUGAGCAGAGCUUGCUUAGUCUAAAUGCAAUUCAGUUACUGCUGCCUUCAGUGUCCUCUAGAAUGAAGUAUUGUGGAGAGGACUUCAGUAUCUGAAGCUGUCUUGCGUGAGUUGGUCCCUCUGCUAUGCAGUUUGUUACAAUCAGUUCUAAGCUUCUUGUGUAGCAGUGAUGGUGCCCCCACAGUAACUAUGCAUACCCCUGCGGUCUAGAACACGCCGUUGCCACCAGUGCAGCUGAUAUGCUAUCAGAGUGGUUUUCUAUGCUAUAUGGAAAUGGUUUUCAAGCCUUGGUUCUCUAAUGCAGCUUGUACAAGAGGCUGAUAUUUUUUUAAUGGAGUGUAAUCUCCUUUUUAGGAGGCUUUUUAUGGAAGGGAAAUUUGUAAAAGUUAGUAAGUUUUGCCUCUAAACUGCAUUAACAUGCCACAGGCUCGGGCUGUUUUUGUGUAAAGGAUGUUGCAGAAUGGCACUUUUUCUAAAGAGAAGUUUGAUAUUUUGUAUGCUUGUUAAAGAAAGUACAGUAUUGGAAAUUAAAGGUGGACAACUGAUAAUUGAGAAGUAUGUCAAUUAAUUUUUUAUGUAUAUUACCUGUUUACUUGUACAAUUUUAUUGUACAAAUUACACGCAGCUUCAUUUUCAAAUGAGUCCUUAAAAUAAGGAAAAUCUUUUUAGGAAAACAUUUAAUUUUUGUAUUUUUUGAUUUUAAAAGGCAUGAGUUAUGUCAACUUUUUCCAAUGUAUUAAUGAAGAUUUUAACUUUUCAUCAGGUUGAGUGUUUUCUUACUAUAUUAUCUGUUGUAUAUGUAGCUAGCACAUUGUGUCACUGAACUGUUAAAAAAAGUUAGCAUGUAGAGCAAGCCUGCUUUGUGGAAAAUCAUUAUUCAUUUGAAACAAAAUUAUGGUGGAUUUUCUGGGGGUAAAAAAGAAAGAAAAGCAAUUGCUAUCCAGAAUGAUGACUGCUUUGUAUCUAAAGAAAGGUAUUUUGCUUGCAGGAAAAUGCUACAAAUUCAUUUUAAUGAGAAUCUCUGAAUUGUAUUUAUCCUUAGGGCAUCUGGACAUCUUUACACUGUCUUAAUGUCUUUAUUGAAAUAAAAUGUACAUAAUGAUUGAUUCUCAUAUAUAUAUAUAUCUACAUACAUACAUAUAUAUAUAUAUCAGAAGUGUGUGUGUUUGCAGAGAAGUGACCAUUGUAACCACCCCCUUCCUGUUUGGCUAAAGACAGGUGUAUAGAUACAUUUGAUUUUUAAAAAUUUAAGUUUGAAAUUUCCCUCUUAAAUGUUUUUAAUUUCUGUUUAAGUAAACGAUAACCUAAUAAUAGUGAAGAAUUACUCCCUUAUUGUUCCUACUGAUGAUGGUUAUGAUGAUGAUCCUACAGCACUUUUUUCCCAUGGUCUCCAGGAGGAGGCGGAGGAGGCAUCCCAUGCACACUCUUUUGGAGCACACUUAUGGACAGGAGACAGCUCAAGAGACUGUGUAGGGACACCUCCUCCCGAUGCUCUGCUUCUUCAGCUUGAUAGAAGCAUCAGCUUAGAAGUAGGAUGAGAGCAGCAUGUUAAUGGCACCUGUGACAGGAGCACAACUGUACCUGCCUCAGUGGAAUGUGGGUGCAGAGAGAGAGAGGAGAGAUUUUGUAUUAUUUUCUGCAGUUGACAAGUAAAUAUAGUAGACCCCUCCCCCACCCUGAAUAAAAUAAUGGAUGGACAUUUCUCUGUGACUUGAAGGAAAAACUGUACAGCAUCUUUUUAGAAUACCUUUCUAAAGCAUUUGUGCAUUUUCAUUAUAAAAAAUCCAUGAUAAAACCCACUACUUUUAUUGAAGUUGACACAUUGCAUAUUACAAACCUACCUGUUCUGUGAUGUCUGAUCACUGAAAAGAGAGACGAAAAAAAGAAUGUGAGCUCUUACAACCUCGAUUAUUAAGAAUUUGUAGGGAAAUCUACAGUCCUACCUAGGAUAGUUAAAUCAACCAUUGCAGGCUGCUCUGUAAAUACAUAUUAAAGUAUCAUUUUGUAA
Molecule: messenger RNA, 4638 nt
Organism: Rhineura floridana
Lineage: Eukaryota; Metazoa; Chordata; Lepidosauria; Squamata; Rhineuridae
Gene: CTDSPL2
Product: CTD small phosphatase like 2
Exons: 13
Coding region: 294-1688 (464 amino acids)
Molecular function (GO): phosphoprotein phosphatase activity
Source: RefSeq, a predicted model, not a curated record